AUGAAAAUAUUUAAAGACCGAAUAACUGAAAAUAUCAAAAUGUGUGAACUUUCUGGUUAUCACAUCAUGAUAGUUUCGAAGUAUUUCAAAACUAUCAAAGACUUUAUUAACUUGGAGUUGUUGUGCAAGAAAUUUGGUGGAAAUAUGGAGAAGUUUCAUUUCAACCCGAUUCCGUUGAAUUGCAAUACACUUGGAUACUUCCCAAACAUCGAAACACUUCACUUGUGGGAUGUAGAAGAUGAGAAUUUUGGCAAUGGAUUUAUGAUCAACAGAAAAGAAAAUAAAGAUAUUGAAAAUGAAGUUGUUUUAAAAAGAGAAUUUUAUCAAAUCAUUGUGUGGUUCAAUGUUGAUUUCGAAACUGUUGACAGAAACAUUAGUCGAAACAUCAAGUUUAAAAAUGUUACUUACACUAAAAAUGAUAGAGAGAAAUUUGGUAAUAACAUACCAUCUAGUGUUACAUCAAUUGGGGAUGACUGUUUCAGUGGAUGCAAUAAUAUAAAUAGAAUUACGAUACCAUUAAGUGUUACAUCAAUUGGUAAAAGUUGUUUCAAUAAAUGCAGUAGUUUAAGCAAUGUUACAAUACCAUCAAGUGUUACAUCAAUUAAUGAUUAUUGUUUCAAUAGAUGUAGUAGUUUGAGCAAUGUUAUUUUACCAUCAAGUGUUACAUCAAUUGGUAAAGGUUGUUUCCGUGGAUGCAGUAGUUUAAGCAGUGUUACAAUACAAUCUAGUGUUACAUUAAUUAAUGAUUAUAGUUUCUUUGGAUGUAGUAAUUUGAGCAGCGUUAACAUACCGUCUAGUGUCACAUCAAUUGGUAUUUAUUGUUUUAAUGAAUGCAAUAGUCUGACUAGUAUUACAAUACCAUCAAGUGUUACAUCAAUUAAUGAUUAUUGUUUCAAUGGAUGUAGUAGUUUGAGCAAUGUUAUUUUACCAUCAAGUGUUACAUCAAUUGGUAAAAGUUGUUUCCGUGGAUGCAAUAGUUUGAGUAGUAUUACGAUACCAUUAAGUGUGAAAUCAAUUGGUGAAUAUUGUUUCCCAUCAAACACAGUAGUUUAUCGAGCAAAUGAGAUAAUUUAG
Messenger RNA from Entamoeba invadens IP1, 1074 nucleotides. RefSeq lists its product as hypothetical. The coding region runs from base 1 to 1074 and encodes 357 amino acids. Lineage: Eukaryota; Evosea; Mastigamoebida; Endamoebidae. The record is from RefSeq and is a predicted model, not a curated record. The transcript has a single exon.